Molecule: messenger RNA, 40075 nt
Organism: Podarcis lilfordi (Lilford's wall lizard)
Lineage: Eukaryota; Metazoa; Chordata; Lepidosauria; Squamata; Lacertidae
Source: the annotation of a GenBank genome assembly
AUGAGAAGCAGCAGCAGCAGCAGCUCCCGCGGGGGCUCUGCCUCUGCCAGGCUCAUCGAUGUGACCAGCAACGCGCCGUUGCUGCUGCCACCUGCCUCGGUGGCAGCCUCGCUAGAAGCGGAGGUAUGGACCCCUAGCUCCAGUCCUGAGCUACUGGUGCGCGGCUCAGUGCUUUGGGCAGGCCCCCUUCUCUCAAAUAUAAUAUCCAGAGUAGGCACCCCCAAACUCGGCCCUCUAGCUUUUUGGGACUACAACUCCCAUCAUCCCUAGCUAACACGACCAGUGGUCAGGGAUGAUGGGAGUUGUAGUCCCAAAACAGCUGGAGGGCCAAGUUUGGGGGUGCCUGAUCCAGAGGCAAGGUUUUCUCUUGGUAUCAAAAGAGAAAUCCUAUUAAUACAUUCCGUUGGUACAUGUUGACUAUUUACGUGAGUAAAUGUGUAACUGUGUGGUUGCCAGCACCCGCCCUUUUCCUAAAUUCAACAGGUGAAACUUUCCUCAUCGCUGAAUCUCCGUGGUAGGAAAAGUGGCACCUCCUGAAUUUUACUCAGCACACAGCUAUUAUAGGCAUAGCAGCAUCACCAAGAAAAAGACAGAAAGAAAAGGUUUCGACUCCUAUCGUGGUACAGUACAAGUUGGGAUGUGCUGUAGUUCCCUCUGUGUCGCUGCAGUAGCUCAGAUGUGCCCCCUAGCUUGCACUUUGUUUUCCAGUUCCGUUUUUAGACCCUUUAUUGAUGUCAUGGCUGAAGUCCUGUUUUAACUCUGGCCCAGUCUUCAGUACUGCAAGCCUCUGGUUACGGUGUUUGUCAUGUGCCUUGACUAUAAUUACGCAGGUGACAGUAUUCAACCAAGUUACAGUGAUAAAAAAUGGUCCGCACAGUUAGGCACCAGCUCCCGUCAGGUACAGCUAGUGUGGCCAGUGGUCAGGGAUGAUAGAAGUUGUAGUGCAGCCACAUCUUGAAGGCCACAGGUUCCUGAUCCCUGUUUGGACCAACCUUGAAGGUCCUGCUUCAGCUGCUCCUGGCUGAACUGGCAGCAAUUGGAGCAGGGUGUUUGCCGUAUCAGAGAACAUGUCGUCCCCCCACCCCAUGAAUUUUGCUUGGUGCCUACACUGUCAUUUAGAUACUAGAAAGCCAUUUUAAGUUCCUGGGACAAAUGCUGGUUGGGGUUUUUGCCACUGUUUUAAACGUCCGUUGUUAAAUUGUCAACUAUUUUCUUUAUAUGAUCUUUCUAAAAAAGAUGAUGAGCUACCUUAAGCAUUAUCACCAGGAACGUGAUAUAAAUAAAACAUUUAAAGCAUUGUUAAUGCGCACAAAUGCACACUGGAGUUGCAGUUGUUCAACAUUCAGAACCUACUGCUGAGUCUUUACAAGUUAGAGACCAGAGCCAAAUUGGGAUACUCAGAUGAAGGGUGGUAUAUAAAUAUAAUAAAUAAAAGAUAAAUACAAACUGCUCACGAAUAAUAAGGAACAGACUAGAGUGGUACCUCGGGUUACAGGAGCUUCAGGUUACAGACUCUGCUAACCCAGAAAUAGUACCUCAGGUUAAGAACUUUGCUUCAGGAUGAGAACAGAAAUCGCACGGCAGCGGCAUGGCAACAGCGGGAGGCCCCAUUAGUUAAAGAUUAAGAACAGUUAAUCAGGUUAAGAACAGUUUCAGGUUAAGAACGGACCUCCAGAACAAAUUAAGUUCUAACCCAAGGUACCACUGUAUAAUUUUACGCUGUAUUUUGUAAUGCUUGUUGGGUAAAUUACUAUAUAGGAGAAUUCUAUAUCUUUUUAUUUCUCAUCAGUAUCAAAUUGCAAGCAUCCUUUUAAAAAAAAUAAAAAAGUGGUUGCCUAGGAUUCUGGGCAAAGGUCUUUCCUAAACUUGCCGCUUGAGACCUGUGACCGGAGAUGCCAGAUGUCUUUCGGUUUUUUUAGAGCAAAACGUGUUCUACAGAAAUUCACAGAGUUAGGCUAAGUACACACUAUACAAAGAAGCAUCUCCCAAGAAUCUUGAGUACUGCUGUUUGUUAAGGGUCCUACGGAUUGUAGAUCUAUGAGGGGUAAACUAUAGCUCCCAGGAUUCUAUGGGGGAGAUGUGCUUUUAGUAUAUGGUGUUUACACAGCCUUAGUUCACAUGUUAUAUUGGACUCAAUAAUGUGAGCAAUGUAACAUGGUUUUGUUUGUAAACUAUGAAUACAGCUGCUGUAAAGAUCUAUUACCACAUCCACCCCAUCAUAUAAAGCACUGUUACCACUUUAACAGUCAUGGCUUCCUCCAAAGAAUGCUGGGAACUGUAGUUUGUUCAAGAUGCUGACGGCUGUUAAGAGACCCCUAGUUCCCUAUCCCAAAGUGGUUUAACAGUCAAUCUUCAUGCCUAUGGAACUCUGGCAAUUGUAGCUCCAUGAAGGAGUUACUCUGUGUAUGGUCUCUGUUUUACUAGCUUACAUAUUAUGUCACUGAUGUGAAUGGGUGACUGAAUGUUGUCUUAGUCUUCCGUUUGUGUUCCUCUCUUGUUGGAAGAAACCCACACAUCAUCAACUUGUCUGACCACUCAGUACCUGUUCAGUAUAACUUGCUUCAUUUGUAUUUUUCUUGGACAAGAAAGCUAACUACUAGUAAAAGUUUUGGAAGCAGCAAAAGGGAAGGCCCUCCCUAAAAAGAAUUGUUCUGUGUCAGUUCUCAAGGUCUGGUAGCAGAUCAAUCCAGUUCAUUUGCUGUUUCAUUUCAUAGAGCACAGCUGCAGUGUGCCUUGUAUGGUAUAAAGCACUAAAGAUUAUUGUUUCAAUUAUACUUAGGUACAGCUUGGUUAUUAAAGCUUAUCUUUCCUAAUUCAAGGACUAAACUGUUUCUUGUAAAAUGCUGCAAGAGGGAGUAUUUAUCCAAGGUUUUCCUCUUUUCAGUUCUUUAUCUUUCAUCCAACUCAAGGCUUUGAUCUAAAGUUCAGAGAAACCCAGGAAGAUUGUUGCUCAAGUUUCUCAUAGGACCUUUCCAGAUGAUGGGGCAAAAGACUAAGAUUUCAUGUGUAGCAUUUUAUUUGCACUACACUUAUACUGCAUAUAGUUACAACACCUGUAAUGUAAUACCCAGUCUCCACAUAACAUAUGGAGACAAGUCACUUUGUGGUUUUCAUAUGUUCACUUUAACUUAUGCUAACCUUUUUCUCUAGAGUCCAUAAUAAUAGUGUAUACUGCAAACUCAUUGAUAUUUAUAAUUAAAAUUAGAACUGCAAUUGCAUCCUCUAAAAAGAAAUAUCCCACAUCAUCCAACCACCUUAGGGACUGCACUCCACAUAUUUGUAGGGUAUACUCCUUAGCCUUUUCUUCUCCUGAAGGGGUCCCACAAAGCACUGGGUACUUUUGUAAUAACAUACAGUAUUCUCAGUGCACAUGUAAUGCAAGCCCAGGAACAAAGUUGAAGCAUAAUCUUGGAAUAUGGAAGUAGGAGAGUGAAAUACCUAAAAUGGAUGACAGUCAUGGAAGUGGAUUGUUCUGUUUGUUUGUUUGUCCAUCUACCCACCUACCCACCCACAGGAUUUAUAGCUCUCUCUUCAUUGAUACUAAAACCAUGAUGGGAUACAACAUAAAUAUGAGUUUGUGUGAAUGUAACCACAUCAUAUUUCCAUGGGGAAAUUCCUUGUUUGAAAGCACCCUUCAUGUCAAUAUUCUGGAUUGACAUUCGGUGUUGUUUUUCGCUAUAUCCAGAUAAUUACCAGCAGUCCUGGAUUCAUAAACAUACAACAAUUGCAAAAUUGAGCAUAUUGAUUUAUUGGAUCUAUUGUUCAGUUACAGCAAAAAAACAAACAUCUUUAUACAUUUUUUAUAACAUUAGCAGCCAGACAAAAACAACCAAUCCACUUUUUUUUUUUUUGCCAGUCAGCAACUACUUAUCUCUGUUCUUUCUUCUUUUUUCAGGCUCCCUUCCUCUACAAAGGCAAGGCCUUUUAUAGGAUUUGUUAUUAUUUUAUAGUAGACAAAUUAAGCUCCUCAUCUGCACCUUCUAGUAGCAAGUAACGGUUUCCUAUUAAGCCUUUGGCAUAACCUCCCCAUUGUCAAAUUUUAAAUUGUUAGCUCUUCAGGACAGGGACCUGUUUUCUUGUACACUGUUGCCACAACAUUCCUUAUUUAUUACAUUUUAAACCUACUUUUCCUCUAAGGAGCUCAAGGUGACAUUUAUGGUUCUCCCCCGUCUUAUUUAAUCUCAACAAUAACCCUAUGAGGUAGCUUAGGCUGAGAAACAGUGGCUGGCCCAAGCUCAUCCAAUGAGCUACAUAGCUGAAUGGGAAUUUGAACCCUGGCCUCCCAGUCCCCGGACCAGCACUCUAACCACUACCCCACACUGAUUCAAUACUGAUUAUAUUCUAAAAUCACUGAUUAUAUUCUAAAUCCUAAGGGUGUGUUUGCGUGGUUGGCUCCUAGGCUGAUGUGAUUUUGUAAAGUGUACAAACAAUCAGCAUAAAAAAACUCUGUGAGCACCUUAUUUUUGGGCAUAUAUGUUUGCUGCAUGGAAAGCCCUUGUGUUUAGAAGGUAACUUGCAUGCAGAUCACGUGUGUUUCUUUUGUUGCAGUCAAUUGUAGCUACUUAACUUAAAAUAUAUGGCAUGAAAUGUGUGAAUGUCAUACAUUUUUAUUUAUUUAUUUAACAGAAUGUAUUUAUCAGUUAAUCGUCAAAAACUUAUCUGUUUACAUAUGAGGUAUCUACAUGCAGAGCUGGCUACUUCCUCUCUUAAUGGACAUUAUUUUUCUGUAGGAAAGUGGCUAACCUAUUGGGACAGGGGUGGGAUCCAGGACAAGUGUAACCAUCUGCUCACCAUUUGGUGCGGUUUUACUUGCAUUUAUUACCUGUCCAUUUCAUAAAACUCUUCUCUUCUGUGGGUUGCUUUUGGGAUAUGCAAGUAUAAAACUGGUCAACCUGAAGGUUACUGGUCAUCAGUAAGGUAAUAUUUCCUUUGAUGACCCAAUCGAUCUGUUAGGUUCUGAAACUCUCCAUAAAAAACCACUGAGCUUUUGCUGCCAGAAAAGCAAUUUGCAAACUCUGUGUAUGAUGAAAGCAAUUUUGCCUGUGGUCAUAAAUCUGUGCUUUGUAACUUUUGGAAUUUCAAAGACACAGCGGGCAUCCAAGCAAGACUCUUCUUUUGUUUGCAUUUCAGCUGCUUAUCAUCCAGAUUUCGGUAAAAAAUAAAUCACAGAAAUAUUUUCUUUUUAAAACUUAUUUUUAUUCUGUAUUUCUUUCCCUAUCCCCGAUUGAACUUUAAUUUUCCCAUCCCUUCUCUCUCUCUCUCUCUUUAAAUAUUUUUGGUGUGGAGUAAUGUGUCUAUGAAUAACAUGUAGGCAAAGCUGUAUGCUUUAUUUUAAACAGAUUGCCAGUAAAGCGUAACCCCAAGAAGAUGGAGACAUUAUUAGAGUCCAAAAUAAAUGAAUAUAUCUGAUUUAUAGAUCCAACCCAGCAGAACAUGUCAAGGUCUGUUUUUCCUUGCACAUAGACUAAAGGGAAACAGAAAUAUCCAAAAAUCACAUAUCACAUUUAAUAUGAUUAUAUAAGGUUGACACAAUGGUUGUUGCACAAUGGGGAAAGCUGGUGGGCGUGUUCUCAGCCACAUGUUGCAGGGAUGCUACCUAGAUCUUGUGAGGACAGUUAGUAUAAUAGAUUGGGAGGCAUGCUCUGCUUUUGCUUUUGCAACUUUUAAACCACCCAUAUAUGCUAGGCUCCAUAAAUAUCCUGGGUUUGCUGCCUGACUGGAACUGCAAACACAGGAGAUGGUUGAGCACCUGGCAUGGUGGAUGGGAUGUGUUAGGCUCUGUAGUUCCAAAGCUAUUCUGACACACAGUCUAGGCACAUGGAUCAGUUCGGAGUGGUUGUUCUCGUCUCUCGGCCGCUUUUACUACAGCAUUUCAUAUGGAAGUACAGUGGUACCUCGCAAGACGAAUGCCUCGCAAGACAAAAAACUCGCAAGACGAAAGGGUUUUUUGUUUUUUGAGCUGCUUCACAAGACGAUUUUCCCUAUGGGCUUGCUUCGCAAGACGGAAACGUCUUGCAAGUUUGUUUCCUUUUUCUUAACACCGUUAAUACAGUUGCGACUUGACCUCGAGGAGCAACUCAUAGAACGCGGUGUGGUAGCCUUUUUGAGGUUUUUAAAGACUUUGGUGAUUUUUGAAGCUUUUCCAAAACUUUCCCGACACCGUGCUUCGCAAGACGAAAAAAAUCGCAAGACGACAAAACUCGCGGAACAAAUUAAUUUCGUCUUGCGAGGCACCACUGUAGAGCAGAGGAAACCACUACCUCAUUACUUUACCUGGUUUUUGAUGCCCAGUCAUCCAACAGUUUAGAACAGAAAUGAGCAAAAGGUAUUUGCUUUGUGUACUUUUCCCAGCUUUAUUUUAUGCAGCCUGUUUCUUGGAUCUCAGUGGAUUUACGAUUGCUAAAAUAUUCUCUGAUUACAGUAACCUUUUAAUUGUAUAUACUUUAGUGACAAUCUGUGCAGAAAUUCAACAGACAGGCCAACACUUCACGUUUGGGAAAAACUCAUUUGUUGGUGAAAUAAUACAACCUACAAAUAACAACUAAAACAGCAGGAGCUGCUUUAAACAAACAAACAAACAAACAAACAAAAAUAGUAAUGUAUAAAAAUUUGCUAAGCACCAGAAACAAUCUAGGUGCUGUACAAUUUCUUAAUAUACAGCUUUUAAAGGCCUAGGAGCCUUGCUAAACAUAAUCUAACAGCCAUUACCCCCCAUCCCAUCCAGUACUGUUUGUUGUGUUUUACUAAUGCAACAAAAUACAACUCACAUGCCAGGUGUACCUAGUAGGUAAUAAAGACAGGACCUUUUCAGUGAUGGCCCCUAAUCUCUGGAAUUCAGUCACAUUAGUUCUGGCCUUCAGAAAGGAUUUGAAUGGUUCAACUGAGAUGAUUUUUUUAAGUUUACUGCUGGCUUUUAGACUAUGUUAUUUGACCUUGUGCUAGUUGGAGAGUGUACAAUAAUGGGGGAAAGCAGUGAUUAUGGCGUAAAAACCUCUCAGAUGAGGUGCUUAAAGGAAUAAUCAACAAUAUUUAAGCCAUAACAAUAUGAACGAUGAACCCCUUCCUGGGUCUGUGAGCAUCAUACCAUUUGAGUACAGAACAUCCUUGUAAAUAAGCCCACAAAAGUUACUAGCCUGCACCUUAUUUUGUCAACCUAAGAGUCUCAUAAUUUCCAUGUUGUCUGGAAGAGACUGAAAGCCUUCUCUUCUGGACUGGAACCAGAAUGGAAAUGAGGCUUGUUUCUUCCAUGCAAGCUAGCAGCAGAGAAAGGGGGUUCCCUUUGUGUGUGGUCAUCACGGAAACCAAAAUGUUGCAAGGAGUGGCGGAAAGAAGGGAAGAAGAACAGAACAAUCUGUCCCUCUUCUGCCAUCCCACUCACUUGCCAGCACAUAAUUCCUUGUUGCCUACAACAAGUGGACAAAUUGCAGAAAAGAAGCCUGAAAUAAAAGCACUGGAAGGUUUAGGUUUCUAUUUUUCAUUCAGGCCAGAGUGUAGACAAAUUGAAGCCAAGACACAAGGUGUGUUCAGGCAAACACUGUAUCUGUGGGUAUUUGGGGAGGUGGGGGCAGAGGCAGGCAUGCAUGCUCCAUCCCCAUAAAUAUCACCAUGUUAGUUUAGUUCCCAGCCUUCACUGUAUUGAGCAGGGAAUGUUUACAUGGGGCUUCUACUCACAUUCUCUUGAAUGCAUGUUGAGCCGUCUGAGUGGUUAGCUGAAAUUUGUUUAGAUGCCUUUGUCUGAUUAUUUAUACACAUAAAGAUUAACCCCAGCCUUCCUUAAACCUCAAAUCAUAGUUGUACUGUUUAUCUUUUCUUCAUAGCGUUAAAUACAAUUCUGCUCCAAAAACACAUUAGGUUUAAUUUUAUUCAAAUAAACAAUGCAACAGUUACCCAGAUGUCAUGUUAGAAGCAUAUUUGGAAGGCACGUAUUUGAUUGUUCUCACUUUCACAAAUCCUUGCUUUUAUUUAAGAUAAUUGGGCUUUGGGGGAUAACUGUUGCCAGCUGUUCUCAGACUAUAGAAACAACAUUCAGGAUUCUUGUACAGCAAGAGAAAUGUACAAAACUACAAAAUACCACCAACAUCCUGAGUACUGUGUCAGCCAAAAAAAUAAAAAUCCAAACAUGUAUUCAUUUAAAAACUAUAUUCUACUUUCCCACUUUAAUAGAAUGUCUACUUUGACCCAUGAGGCUGUUUUGACUUAGCCACACACACUUGCCACACACACUGCACACCUGAUGUCAUAUAUGGCAUCACCCAUUAGGGCAGGCAAAGUUGUGGCUGGACCACGGGAUUGCAGGCACUUCUUAUCAGCUGAUUGGCAAUACCUGGAAAGCCUGGGCCACAGCAAUUUGCAAGCACCAGUUUGCAAGCUGAGUAUUCCAAUGACCAAUAGCCAUGAUAUAGAACAGAGGCCUUUCAACCCCACUUACUGGGUCAAUCCCUCCAGAAACCAUCCUAGCCAUCAUAAUACUUUAGCUGCAAAUUCCACUCUGGAAAGGCAAUCCAGAAUUCUACCAUGGCUGAUGGCAUUGAAAGUCCCUGAGAGGCCCAAGAGAAUUAACACGACAGCACUCCCCCCAGUUGAUUUUCUUGCCCAGGUCAUGCACCAGAUUGGAAAGCUGUCUUUAAAAUUGGUCCUUUGCAAUCCUAAGUGAAGCAAUAACAGAAGAAAAGAAAACAAGGAGUUCUUAUUCUUUGCCUUUGACCCUGACUAUACUAUUUUCACUAGGGAGCUCAUAAUUAUUUUCUGUCGGAUGUUCCUGUUACUCGAGAGCAGCUGUGCCACUAUCGGAAUGCAGCAGAAACGGCUCGUAGUGAGUUAGCAGCACUCCUGGUGAAGUAUGAAUGUUCCCAGGCAGAGGUAAGUUUGGAACUGACAUUAAAAUGUUUCUUAACCUUUUUGUAACACAAAUGUUUCUUGACCCACAGAAAACAUCCAGUGAGCUACACUUACCAGAAGGUACAUGCUGAUAAAUGCCUCAUUUUACAGGUAUCCUGGUCAUGGUUAGUGUAUUUGGCUUGUGCCCAGAGGUUUGUCUCCUCUGAAGUCUCCAAACUUUCUUUUAGGCCUUAGACUACAAACCAGAAGUUUCACUGAGUUCAGUAAGAAUGACUGAUACUGGACUAUAACCUUAGUCUUGUUUCCCCUUGGCUUAGCCAUCCAGGUCCCAUAGCCCACAUACUACUUAAAUCUUAUUGAAGUGAAUGGAAUGCGAGCAAGAUGGCAGAGGAACAGCUGAAGGUGCUUUAUACUGUGUCAAAGCAUUGGUCCAACUAGUUCAGUAUUGUCUACCCUGACUGGCAGCUGCUCUCUGAGCUUUCAGAAAAAGGGCAUUCCCUGUUUUAAAAUGGUUUAUCCUGGUGAAUAAGACUUUGUAUUGGCCAUGCCUAACUAACCAUUCACAGCACACAAACUGCAGGCUUCAGGAAGUUCUUUAUUUACAGUUCAAAGCUGGUAUAUUACAGAAAGACAUCUUGCCUCUGCAAGAGCAGAAAAAUGCAUCCUCUCUCCUCGACAGCUUGGAGAGAAUCACACAGUGAAAAAACAGGAAACCAGUGUACGUCACAUCCAGUCUCCCUUUCCCGUGAGAAACUCCAACAGUAACUCAGACUGUGGAAUGCAAAACAAUGUCUUGUGACUGCAGUUGCUGCUCAGUGAGGAAAUAGAAACCAACAUCCUCCCCUUUCUGUGAACAUCACUGGGCAGCGUGUUCGUACAGUAUCAGUACAAACCCAACUUCUGCACAUAGGUACAGUGUUGAUCCCUUGAUACAAUCUUGGACAAUACAUCAGCAGGAAUUUCAUUACCUGGCAUAUAGGACACCGUUACGAGUCCCUUCUGAAUACAUUCCCUAGCAUGCUGCAACUUUAAUUGCAAGUGCUUUGUGCUUUGCUUACAACCUUCAGACUUCAGCAAAGCCAAACAUGCUUUGUUGUCCUGGUAAACCUGGAUUGGACAUUUGACAGGAAUUUUCAUAUCUUUGCACAAUUGUACUAACCAUUCACAAUCCUUAAGUGAAUAAGACAGUGCAUUCAGUUCAGCUUCACAAGUACUUAAGCUAACUGUUGUUUGCUUCUUGCAUGACCAAUCAAACAGACUCUGAUUGUACAUGUAGCAAACUCCAGACGUACUUUUCCUGUCUGUAGCGUCACUUCCAAAACUUGCAUCUGCAAAUAUCUCAAGACCACCAGACUUCUGAUUGUUAAAUCUCAGUCUGUAAUGCAUAGUGCCUUUCAAAUACCGCGCUAUGCGUUUCAGAACUUUCAAUCCUUGACACUAGGAUUGUUGACUUGUCUGCUUAGCAAAUUACAGCUAACAGCAAUGUCUGGUCUUGAACAUCUGGCAAUGAAGUUUAGCUUGCCUAGCACACUCCUGUACAGUGUAGUGUCAGAAAAUGCUUCUUCAGUGUCAUCUACCUGAUAACCUGUUGUCAUCGGUGUGUCUACAGGGUUAGCAUCCAUCAGAUUUAGUUUGCUUAACACAUCAGCAAUUUUCCGUGACUGGUGUACUAGAAUGUUACCAUCUUGAUCUCUCUCUAUUUCCAGAGAUAGGUAGUUGUUUACCUCACCAAGAUCUUUCAUGUCAAAGUGCUCUUUCAGUUGAGCUAGGGCGCUAUUGUACAUUGCAACAUCUUUCCAAAAGAAUAAUAAAUCAUCAACAUAAAACAAACAGUACAGUUUCUUUUGCCCCUCCUCUUUGACAAAUACACAUGGAUCAGCUUUCCCUUGCUGAAAACCUAGAAAACAAUACUUCAGUGAGUUUGUGUGCCAACACCGUGCACUUUGUUUGAGACCAUAAAGGGAUUUCUUCAGAGCACAAACAAAUCCCUGUUUUACCUGUACGCCAUCAGGUGGAAGCAUAUAAAGUGAUUCAUCUAGAGAUCCGUACAGAAAAGCUGUAUUAAUAUCAUGGUGACUAAUGUGUAGAUUUUCCUCUGCAGCUAGCUUGAGCAUAAGCCUAAUGCUUUCAUAUCUCACUGUGGGUGAAUAGGUCUCGUGAUAGUCUUCACCUGGUACCUGUGCAAAACCUCUGGCUACCAAUCUGGCUUUGUGUCUGACUAUCUUGCCAUUUUGAUCUGUCUUCGCUUUGAAGACCCAUUUGCUUCAAGCAGUUUCAUUCCUGGAACUACUGGAACUAGCUCCCAUGUUUUGUUCCUUUCUAAGGAAUCAAGCUCAGCCUUCAUGGCAUUUAACCAUGGCUCAGCUUCCUUUGAAUCCAACCCUGGAUUUCUUGGAAACUUGAAGGUUCAAAUACCUUCUUGGAGCUUUUAACAGCUGUUACUGCUAUCUUAGCAAACUCAUCAGCAAAUCUCUUUGGAGGUUUGCCUUUUGUAGCUCUCUGUGACCUACGAAUUAGCCUUAAGUCUUCAACACUCUCCUCUUCCUUCUUAGGAGAAAAACGACCUAUUGUGAACAAUGGUUCCUCCAAUUCUUGAUCAGAGCUUUCAGAGGGUCGCAUAGAGGCUUUCGCACUCUUGAAAUCCUCUGAAUCACCCGAUUCAGUUUCAGAUUCAGACUCAGAACCUUCAUCAGUGGGUGUGGGUUGUUGUGGUUGCUUUGACUAUCCUCAGUCUCAUCACCGUCAUCAGGAUAACAUUGGAAAAUUCCCACAUUCUCCCCCACUUUGCAUUGUACUCAACACUUCUCGUGAGCUUAAUUGUCUUAGAGUCAGUCAUCAUUAUUCUGUAAGACCCUUUCUGAUAACCUAGAAAGAUACCAUGCAAUCCACGCUUGUCUAACUUGGAGUUUUGUGGUGAGCGAACCCACAUGUCAGAACCAAAAAUCUUCAUGUGUUUGAUGUAUGGCUUCUUGCCAAACAUCUUCUCAUAGAGGUACAACCAAUCGCUGAAGAUAACCUGCGAUUGUAACUGUAAACAAAACACGAGAGAGAUUCGGCCCAAUAACUCUCUGGAAGAUUGGCAUCAUGCAGCAAGGUUUUUAAUCCUUGAAGCAAUGUCUGAUUUGCCCGUUCCGCAAGUCCAUUCUGCCAUGGCGAGCGAGGACUAGACAAAUCGUGUUGAAUUCCUUUCUCAGUCAGAAAAGCUUCAAACUGCUGAGAAGUGAAUUCCCCGCGAUCACUGAAAAGAGUCUUUAUCUUCUUACCAUGCACAUUUUCCAACCAAGCACAGAAUUCCUUGAACCUAGGAAAAGCCUCCGAUUUCUGCUUGAGAUUGUACACAAAAAUAUAUCUAGAAAAUGCAUCAAUGAGAACCAUGAAGUAUCUAUUUCCACCCAAAGAGGGCGUAAGUGGUCCAACCAAAUCAGCAUGAACAACCUGGUAUGGUUCUGUAGCUUUCCUACUAGACACCUUACCUUUCGCAGCCAUUUUCACCUUGUUUGCUGCGCAUGCUUUGCACUUCAUGUGGUACCUGCAGGGUUUAAUAGUCAUACCUUCAACCAAGGCAGGCAUUUUAGAUACUGCCUCAAAAUGCAAAUGACCAAAUUUGCGAUGAAAAUCGUGAAUACAUUCUGCAUGCAAACUUUUGUUAGAACCUGCAAUGCAACAAGUGUCAUCCUGCACCACAUCAUCAUAAUACAAAACAAACAAAUGAUCAACAUAUUCUGCAUGCAAUACAUAAUCAUUUUUCUUUGUGAUGAUGCACUUCUUGUUCUUGAAGGAAACGUCAAUGUUCCGCUCAUUCAGCUGUCCAACGCUGAGCAGAUUAUGUUUGGCGUCUGGCACGUAAAGCACAUUCUGUAUCGAUAAGUCCAAACUGUGAAGAACAACAGUUCCGUAGCCUUUACUGGGAAUAGUGUGGUCAUCCGCCUGGUGAAUCGCACCUUCCUGCGGUGUAAAAGACACAAACAGUUUCUUAUCGUUGCACAUGUGGUGGGUGGCCGCUGAAUCAACAACGAAGAAAGAUCUAGACGUCUUCUGGACCUCUGCAACCUUUGGAGUGAAGCGUGAAACCAUAGCCUUGUGCUGCGUUGUCCUAGACACCGGACCUUUGCCUUUGCCUCGGCCUUUUCCGCGCGAUGAGCUUUCGCUGCGCUGCUCUGUCUUGGCCCUGGGAUGUCUGCAUUCCCUCUUCAUAUGGCCUAGACGUCCACACGAGUAGCAUUUCACUGCCUUCAAAGCUUUGGCGCCAUCUGGUGGUUCCACUGCACUAUGGGAUGACGUCUGUGAAGACUCCCCUUGCCCAUGCAGCUAGCACCCCGGCGAUCUGCUUCAUUUAAAAUCACGGCAGUAACAAAGUCCACUGUCAGCUGAGCAGUUGGUUGCACAGCAAUCUGGGUUGCAACAGACUCCCAACCUGAACCCAAAGAUUGUAGUAUCAUGAAAGAAUACACAGCCUCUGGAAAGUUGAGUCCUCUCUGUUGCAGCUCAUGUCUCAGAUUUUGCAUCUCCAUUAGAUGUAAACGCACAUCUCCACCUUCAGCAAGAGCCAUAUUAUGCAGCUUGUUAAAAUAAAACAUAGUUGAUCCAGCUUCUGUCCUUAAGUGAGCCUCUCUCAGAGCGUCCCAAAUUUCUCUGGCUGAGGUCUUAUCACGCAAUAGACAGAGCUCUUCUGGGGAUACUAUCAAUGUAAGAGUUCCCCUUGCUUUGGAAUCCUUAGCUUCCCAUGCAUCUGUAACUGGAACUGGGGGUUCCUGUAAUCACCUCAAACAAACCCUCUUUCCGCAGAAUUGCCUCUGCAUACUGAACCCAGUCGCUGUAAUUAUUCUUGUUGAGCUUAGGAAUCCCACAAGCAUCCUGAAGGGCCAUCAUGACUCUGGCAUUAGCCUUCAGCGUCAUUAUAUGCUGCUUUAAAUCUUGCUGCGUCACUGCUGCAGCUGCCUCAUUACAAAGGCACACUUAAAAGUUACUUUCGAUUUCCCCAGCAUAGUGACUUGUGCCUGGGAGCCUUUUGCCUAUUCCCAGCAAAACCGGCUUUAAAAGUUCAAAGUCCAGCCAUAAAGCCAUUAUCUUGAAGCUGGCAGGCUGCCCGGAGCAGUAGCACAUACCUCAUCAAUCACUUCUACGCGCAGAGCAGAUUCCUUUCCGAUCCGUCCCUCUGCAUUCCGAUCCUCUGCCGGCACUCCGAUUCGACCUCUGGAGCCCAUAACCACGUGUUGAUUUAAAGCAGAGUCUGUCGUUGCCCAGCGGAAGGAUGAGGAAAAUGUGUUACAUACUCUAUAUUGCUUUAUUUACAGUUCAAAGCUGGUAUAUUACAGAAAGACAUCUUGCCUCUGCAAGAGCAGAAAAAUGCAUCCUCUCUCCUCGACAGCUUGGAGAGAAUCACACAGUGAAAAAAACAGGAAACCAGUGUACGUCACAUCCAGUCUCCCUUUCCCGUGAGAAACUCCAACAGUAACUCUGACUGUGGAAUGCAAAACAAUGUCUUGUGACUGCAGUUGCUGCUCAGUGAGGGAAAUAGAAACCAACAGUUCUCAGGCAAGAAGCAUGAGUGCCGCGACAUCCCUGUGCAUGAAUAAGCACAUGUACAGUGUUUGCUAUAUCCACGACGGUGUUCUACAAUUUGCAUGGCCUAAGCACUAAAAUUGGCAUUUCUCAUCCUCUAAUUUUCAGAUUUCAGGGUGGUUUUCUAGUCUUAAGGUUGUGAAGGUAGUGGAAGCGACUUUCAAGUGAUCAUGUGUGGACUGGACCUUCUAAGGACAUUUUUUAGGACUGGACUGGUACCAUUAAGUAGAGUGAGGCAAUCACCUUAGGUGGCAGAUGAUGUGGGCAGCAGCAGUCUCUCUGCCCAAGCUGGUCCCAAGUCCCUUGGCCAUUCUCCUCUGCUGGAGAUUAUAACUAUGUGUGCCAGAGGCUUAUCAUACAUCCCCUAAUGUAGCCUGCUGCCCUCAAGUGCAGUGGAGAACACAAUCCCAUUGCUAGUGUUGACUCAUGCAAUUCCAGUCAACUUCUGUCCAUGAAAUGAGGGUGGCAGUGUGAAUCUUCUUCAAUACAUGGGUAAGCAGUAUAAUUUACUUGAUCUGCAGGUCAAUCUGAUGCAUUUGUCCAUCAAAUUGUAAAUGUAGGUCACACAUGACAAAAUAAGAAAAUAAUCUGCAGACUUUUUUGCUUUUUCCACAUUUUCUGUUUUUAAUUAAUGGACAGUCCAUUAAUUACAUGUAAGAGAAUAUGCUUUAAUGCAUAAACUUUAACGUUGUAGCAAAAUCCAGCACAUUCAAUAGUUGGUUCCUUUGUCUUGUUCUUUUAUUAUGGGUGUAGGUUUUUGCUUUAAGAGGUAUCGUUUACUAGUCUUUUGAAUUUAAUCAAUCAAUCAAUCAAUCAACCACUUAAUUACUUUACUGCCCUUCAUCCAAAUAUCACAGGGCUGUUUACAACAUGAAAACACAAAACACAUUACAUAGUUGCAAAAGUGAAUACAUUUGUUGUUGCCAGAUCCAUUUAAUUAACUUUUGAGUGAAAAGUGAUUUUCUUUCCUUAUUGCAUCUUGUUAGCAUGUUAAGUAUAGUUCCCACUAUUUUGAAGUGCAAAUGUCACACUUCAGCAUAUGGUGAACCUGAAGCUUUUCAAGCACCUGUUUCCAUAAAUUCUGUUAAUAGCAGUUCUAUUAUAUUUAUUGUGCAGAUUAAAGUUUAACUGUGUAAAUGCUGCAGUGGUUCUCUUUAUUCCUGUUUAAUAAUCUGGUUUAAAACCCUCAUCCUGAACACGUUUCAGCAGAUAUUUGCAAAAUAAAGCAGCAUUGACUUUAUAUUCAGUCAAUCACUUUGGUUCAACUAGUUUGGUGCGAGAGCCACUUUGAGAAGGUCCUGUGGCUGUGAGUAGAAGGCAAAACCUUCCCCAAGUAGCUAAUUUCAUUUCUGCAACUCACACUUUGACUCCAUCUUCCUCUAUGAGUUUUUAACUGGGAAAUUGAGAAUUGUUCUUUAAGGACUCAAAUUGCUGUUCCGUAACCAUAUCUUAGCUUGAAUAACUAAUUUUUUUAUGUGAUUUUUAAAAAAAUUAAAAAUCAUUGUUCAGAUAAUACAGAAAAAGUAAUGUUGAUGAGGCAGGAUGGCUUCCAUUUAUGAGUUCCACGUGAAAUAAGAAUAACAAUCUUUGCUAAAAUCAGCUUCCUUUGUCAGAAGUUUGGGAAGUGGCUAGCAUCAUAGUAAUUUUAAAGAAAGCUUUAAAUACUGAAAGAAGGACACCCCCCCCCAAAAAAAAGUGUGAGGGGAGGUAGAGCCUCACAUAAAUACUCAGACAUGGAAGAUUUAGUAUGCUGUGUUGCUUGCCCAGAAGCGUUUUUAGGGGCAAGAAGGUGCUAUAAAACUAAUCUGUAGUAGUAGUUCAUUUGGGACAUGUUUUGCAAAGAAAAUGUUUUUGAAGAAACUUGGUCUACUUAACAUGCCCUGAUUGAUAUAGAGGGGUAAAACAUUUCUUUCAUAUGGUACUUUCAAACCAAUCCUAUGCACAUUUACUAAGAAGUGAAAGGCACAGAUUUCAGUAGACCGUGCUCUCAAAUUCAUGUGCAUAGGGUUGUAUCAGGCUUGUUCUUUUCACGCGUAGUCCACCCUGCUGGUUAAAUUUAAUACACUGAUGCAAGAAAUUAAAACAAAUUUAAGUGAAUAGGCAAAUUUAAAACUGUCCUGGGAAGGAAGAAAUUCAGUAAUUAAGAUAAUAACUUAAUAACAAGUAAUUAACUUAUGCCCCCCUCUCCUGAUACUUGAAAAUGGUUAAAAUAUGCACUGGGUCAUAUUGAGAUUUCCCUUGCAUGCCUGCAUUUCAUGAUCCAUUUCUGUUUAUAGCUUCAAGAUCUUAAAUCCAAAAUAGCCUCUAAAGAAGUAUCUGUUCAGGAACUGAAGGCUGACGUUGAAAGCUAUAAGGAGAACGAUGCUAGGCAAUCUUCACUACUCCUCUCCAUGCAAAGCAGACUCCAGGAGAUUGAGAAGGAAUCUGGAACAAUUGCCUUUUCUAAAAAACAAACAGACCUGAAAGCCCAGGCCAUUCUCCAGGAGAAUUUGGAACUGAAAGAGAAAACCAGUGAACUGGAAAAUAAAGUCAGGUAAUGACAUCAAACAAACUGACAUCUUAACCUAAAAUAAUUGCCCUAGAGCAGCCUUUCCCAACCUGCUACUCUCCAGAUGUUUUGGACCACACUUUGCUGGCUGGAGCCUGGUAGAAGUUAUAUUGGAAAACAUCUGGAGGGCACAAAGUUGGGGAAGCACAUGUAUUUUCCACUGACUUUUUUUAGUUUCUGUGGUCAGUUGGAAGAUGAGAGCUUGUAUGUAAGAGCUAAUAGGCUUAAUAACACUAGCUUUUUGGGUAAUUGUUUUAGGUGACUAUCAUGGGGACUUGGUCAAAAACCUUACUGAAAUCAAGAUAUGCCACAUCCACAGCAUUCCCCUGAUAUAUGAAGCUUGUAACUAGAUCUUAGUAGCUUGUUGGUUUUAUCCUGUUUCUUUGGUGCCUAGAGAUAGGGAGGUAUGAUGUAAAAACCUUUGUAAAUGCACUAUGGAGUUUGACCUAGACUCCUAUUGAGUAUAGUUUGUGACCUGAUUUCUGAUGGAGGGCAGAUGUUUUAAAACUGGAAUUUUGAUUUGGUUUAGUUUAAUUACAUUUAUAUCCCACCUUUCCUGCAAGUUGUUCAGGGUGACAUCCGUGAAGCCUCCCUGAAGAGAGCAUUCCGCAAGCAGGGAGCCACUACAGAAAAGGCCCGUUCUCGUGUUGCCACCCUUCAGGCCUCUUAUGGAGUGGGCACAUAAAGAAGGGCCUUAGAUGAUUAACACAGGGUGCAGGUUAGUUCCUUUGGAGAGAGGCGGUCCUUGAGGUCCUGAGCUGUUUAAGGCUUUAUUGGUCAAAGCCAGGAACUAACAAGCAGCCAGUGCAGUUGGGCCAGGAUUAGUGCAGUAUGCUCAAACUGUCUUGUCCCAGAGUGCAGCCUGGCUGCUGAAUUCUGCACCAGCUGAAGUUUCCACUGUGUUGAUGUAAAAAUGUUCUUUGUUUUGUGUCCAUCAUAUAAGCUGUUUGUUUUUGCGUUUUAUAUCUUUUUAGAACCUAUUUGAAUGAGUCCGAAGAGAGCAAGACCCAAGCCUCUAAGGCCAGCAGGGUGCAUAAUGAAUUCAUUGCACACCUUUGUCAUUUCUUUGACAUGAGCAUAAUAGAGAAAGAAGAGCCACAGGAAAUGCUGCUCUCAAAGGUUUAUGUUUUAUAUAAUAAUUUGAGACAUAGCCACAUUUGUGUGUAUACCACACCAAACCCAGAGUUCCCAUUUUUUACCAUGUCAUGUGCAGAUGAUUGAAGAGCUUAAUGAGAAAGUGUGACAUACAUAGCGUCGUAGGGGUUUUGAAGAGGAGAAAGUCUGAAACCACAAAUAUUCAACAAUGGAUGUGCCAGAGCAGGAAAGCAUAAUUUGCAAGAAAGGACAUGGUUCUGAAAAAAAAAAGCAGGCAUGGAUCCAGAUUCAUAUUGGAAGGUCAAGCUCAUUUCCUUAUCCAGGGCCACAGGCCCAGUUCAGAAAAUCCCUUAGAGAAUCCCAGUCCUGUUUCAAGAGCCCAGCAUUAGGUACAGGCAUUCAAAAUGGGCAGAUUGCUGAAAGGGAUAUCUGGGAAGGGAGAUGCAAUCCUUAAUGACAAUAGCAACCCCUCCUUCCUGCCCACGUUGAGGUUGAGGUUACAUCUGGAAAACUAGUGGACACAUCAAGAAGAGCUUCUCAAUUGUUCCCCUCCAUUUACCCAUGUUUUACAUGCCAGGUUGGCAUGUUCUUCUCAUAUUAAAUCACAAAUAGCUGCUGUUUUACUCUUUAACUGAUCUGACAUUUAAAAGCAGCAUCUCUGUGAUUUGUGGGACCACAGAGUGUUAUUGAAACUGAAUGAUUGACCAGAAGAACCAGCUGCGUCUUCCCCUUACCUGGUGCGUCCACCUUCUGCCACCAUUCUACUGCAUACCCCUUAUUACCUUAAUGAUAGCUCUUCCUUUUCCCAGGCAUUCACAAGGAGCCUACUAUAGCCUGCUAAGCACAUUUCCAAGGUAAUAUAAUUCUGAUAGCCAAAUGGACCCCAAACAAUCCUGUCCCCCUGAAACAAGCCAGUGGUAAAGGUAUUCCAGUGGUUAAUAUGUAUGGUAAUAAUGAAAGCAGCAAAAGACCUAAGGCCGGAGCAAUGCCGUAGAGCACAAUCUAGCAUUUUAUAGGUGGUUGGCCCUAAGCAAGCUCCUUGCAACGUUUCUUGACAUAAGACAGGUUCUUCCAUAUUCACCACCACCACACAUUUAGCCUUGCUUUACAGCUCGAUGCCCAAGAGGUAGAGAAACUGUCAAUCUUGAAAAGGGAUGUAAUUAUGGUAGUAAACCCAGCGAGUGGAUAUAGCAUACCUGAUCAAAGCAAUGCUUCGUACUUAUCCAGAAAUGGUUAUUCUUUAGGAUGUGUGAGAUGUGACCCAGUAAUGUGUACAUAUCUAUGUUGUGAGACCCAUGGAAUAGCAAUAGCGCAGAGCUGUAAGGUUGUUUAGGUUAUGGCCGAAAGCAUUUGUAUUACUUGAAAGAGUUUAACUGUGAUUGAAUCAUGGCUUUAGUUUAAAAGAAAAUAAUUAUAAUUUGAUAAGCAAGAGUAUUUAAAUGUGCAUAAACCAGGGAGGGGGAGGGAAGAGUGUUAAAUAACCACUUUUAACUAGCUUCCAUGCUUCCAGAUCAGUGACAUGCACGAAGAAAAUAAAGUACUAAAAAGACAGAUUGCCACACUCCAGGAGACCACGAAUGUUCAUGACAUGGAGUCAAAAGCAAAUAGAGAAACCAUCAUGAGGCUCGUCUCAGAACUCAGCAAAGAACAGAGGCAGGCAGCAUCCUGCUGUCAAGAAAUGGAAAAGUUAAGUAAUGUAAGUCUUUUUCAUUUUUCUGUUGUGGGGCAUCAAGCCUUUAUGCAAAGGCUUACAGUACUUUGAAGAGAGCUAGGUGGUUGCUUGUCACAAGUUUGGGGAUGGAGAGAGAAGUAAAUGUGACAAAAUAUUUUCUUAGAAUCAAACUAGACAAGUGCAAGCAUUUUUAACAGACAAAUUGCCAUAUAGGGCUUUAACCUUUUGCACUUCACAAUGGUCCCUAUCUGAACUUGGAGCCCCAUGCCUGAUUUCCAUGUGGCGAGAAAAAGUCUCAUUGAUGUGAAUGGGAGUUUUUUCCUUAGGAAAGUUGGAAUCCUAGAGGGGCUUUAACUCUUUAACCCUUGUUCUUGAUCCAAAUUCAGAUCAGGAACAUAGCUGGAGAAAUUGAGUUGAAGCUUCCCUACUCUCCAUACUUGGGUUCCAAUCCAGAUCAGACCCCCUCACACUGUCCAUUUGUUUUUAAAAACUUUGUACUUAAGGACACAGACAUUUCUUUGUUUUAGCAUAUACCAACUGCAGGUGUCCCUGAUUCUUUGCAGCUUCUGUCUUACAGUGAAAAAGCUGUCAGAUGACAUUUAAAAAUUGAUAAGUUUCUGAAUUCUCCUGCUAAACAAGCAACUGUAAUCAGGGGCAGCUGUUACAUUGAAGUAAGCACACACCCACAAACAUAUGCACAGGUUCCAGAUGGGAAUUAUUUUCCUGCCUCUGGUCUCCAUCUCUCUAUGGGUCAUUGAGAACAGGGGUGCCUCGGUUUGAUUUUUUUGAGUCAGAUACAAAAACCCCAAACUGGUUGACUGCAGCUACAAAGGACAGCUGUAGCAACUGGAUUUUAAUCCAGAAGCCAUUCAAGCAACCGGUCAUGUAAUGGUAAUAAGGUAAGCAAAUGUGGUUGUCCGCACAAAGUUGUAGUGGUUCUCAGUGCAGGAAGAGUUCAAGAGUUACUGAAACAGAUGUUCAGGCAAGCAUUAGAUAUGAGAAGGUGAGCAAAGAGAAAAGAUCAUGAGUCACUCAGCUGAUCUGGCUUAAAUUAAAGGCUGAUUUAUCUAAUAGAUCUUAAAUGGGUAAAUGCUUUUAAAAUGCAUCAUUAAAUGAGUUAAUGCUUUUUUAAAAGGAACAAUAAACAUGUCACAUGAAUCUUGUUGAAAACACUUCAGGAGUACAUCAAAAUAUAAAGUUAAACUUAUGUUUUGUCUGAAAACUUUAAUGGUAAACAAUGGAACUCAGUCACGUUUAACUUGCCUAACAACAAGACCUUUGUGGGAUAUUGGCUUUCCAGAAAACAUAGAUUCUGUCAAAAAACACAAGGCACGCAUCAGAUCACAUCUCAGCUGAACUCAAUACAGUCCCAAAACUUCUAUACUGUUGGUGAUAGUACUUAGAGGAACAAAUAUGUUCUUUAUUAAGGGAUGUGGUCAGUCAUACAACUUAUGAAAUCAUGGAACACAUUUGAUAAAUGAUUUGGAUCGAAGUAAGAACACUGCUUUUGGGGUUGGUGGUCAUGGAACUUCCCAGAUCUCUUGUACAGUUAUGUCACUCAAUUUAAGCCCUUUUAAAAUGUUCAGCAUAGAUGUCACACAUGUUUACAGCAACUGUGGUGCACUUAGGAAUUGUUGUAAAGGAAGGAAUAUGGCCCUUUGGAAAGUCUGUUUUGUAAGCAUAGACUGCCUGCCAAAACCACAAUGGAGAAUACGGCAGUGACUUAUCUGUCAAAUAUUAACAUUUUGUUUUAUUUCAUGAGAUAUUGGAAACAUGAUCAGAUCUUAAUAUAUCAGUUGUUUUGAACACUUGCAUUCAAGCCACUCACCUAUAAGAUCCCACCCUUCAUCAUACGUGAUUUUGGGGCAGGUAAGAACAAUUUUAAAAACUAUUAAAAAAUAAGAAAACCAUUAAAACAGUCAAGGCAGCAACAGUGACUUUUUAAAGAAUUGAAACUGGGUGAAACUUGAUAAUGGAACUUGAUUCAACAUAUCUUCUUCCAUCUUCAACUGAUAUUUUCUUGCCUUCAUCAUGAUAAAGGCUAAUUGGUGUGUGUGAAACACUGUGCAGUAUAGAUUAAAAUAAAGGAGCCCCCACCCCCCUUUAUCUGGUUUUGUAUAAUGUCAUUGCAAAUUUUGGUUUCUUUUUAAAAAUACAAGAUCAUUGUAACAGCUUUGACCAGAUGAAGUGUCAUGGGAAGAACCUGAAACAAGAAUAAUAAUUUAGGAACAAUUUUCAUUUGGACAGAGGGUAGAUAGCUGCCAUUUAGACCAUUUGCCAAUGUCACUUUUUCUUUGUUUAAAUAAGGGAGAAAAAUUCAAGUUAUAAAAAAUAAUAAUUCUGUUUCCUUGGGAUUUUUUAUCCCAGAGUAUCUGAAAACUUUGUCAAAAAGGAACUUGAAGUAAUUUAUACAUCUUCAGUUGCUCCUUGGGACAUAUAUUUAAAAAACAAUCUUUUUUUAUACAGAAACCUGUUCCAACCUCAAAGGCGGUACUAUCACUCCCCCCUUCCCUUUUACAUUGUAUUGAAUUAAUAUCUAGUUUCUCUAAAAGUAUUUCCAAGGGUCAGUUCACAUAACUCUAUGGAAUCUUCCAUAGAAGAGUGUUAUAGAAAAUUUUAUAAUAAAUAAAUACUGCUUGCAAAUGUGCUUGUACAAACAAUAAUUUGCCAUUUCACUUCCGGUUUAAUAGCAAGCCAUAGUUUGGCAUUCAAUCCAAGCCAAGCAACCUGUGCUUCAUGUAAAUCACAGUUCACCCACCAAGUAGGAUUGUAAAUCAUAGUUUGAACUGAGUUUUCAUUCCUGAUAUUUGACAAACUAUAGGUUUAUAGUAUUCAAAUGGGCCAUUGCAUGAACGAAAAGGGACAUGGUUUGCAGUAACAGUAGUUUUCUAGUUUGGAAGUAAAGUCAAGAAGGACCAGAGUGUUUCUGCUCUUUCAGGUUCACUGUUAAGCUACUGGAUCCUGUGAGCUGUGUACUGUGUGUUUACUGUGCUAAAUGCACUUAACUGUGGAUAAUUAAUUCAUGUCACAAGCAGAAAAGCUGUGCCACAAACAAAUGAACAUAUUGCUUGUUAGGCAAAGGCUGCUGUCUGAGUUAUAAUUAAUAACGGGUGCUACAAAAAUAGUUAACUGAAGUUUGAAAUUAGUAAAAGAAAACUUACUCCUUAGCACUGGAUAGGCUAGGAUUAGAAGGCUGUUCUGAAGUAGGAGAUCACAUUAUAACUUGAAAGUGUGGGUCACUUUUGGCGAAUUGGUGAAUUUUGCUGUAAGGUGCUUUCCUGUAAAGUAGCAUGUAUACUUUCUUGCCAGCAUGUAUAUCACUGCAUGCAGUAAACAUGGAUGCUAGGAUAUCUCUGCUUUCCUUGCCUUUUUGAGCAUUAUGGAUUUUAGCCCUGAAACCCAUAAGGUAGUAUCCAGCAGAAAACAGAAGGAAUUCAUCAGCAGAACUGGGGCGGGAGGCAAUUUUUGGCAAAUUGUUGUUUCCUCUGAAGCCCCCUGUGCCUCCCCUACAUCUGCUAGGGGUACAGGGGUCUGCAGAGAGGAGAGGGAAUAACUGAAAAAUUCCUCUUUGCCUGAUUGCACUGACACAUUCUGCAGUGGAUGGAAGCUGUUGAACACUACCCACAAAAUGCAGAAGGGGUCCCCAUUUUGAUUCUUUCUCCUGCAAUGGAUGUCUGCCUCUCUAGUCUCCCUGAAAACCAGAAAAUGGCACAGCUUUCUGUUAACUUUCUUCUGUAGUUGGGAAACGUUUCCUAAUGGUUUGAUCUAAAUCAGUUUCCCUGUCAUCGCUUUUGCUUGUCGUCCCCUCUUAAACCUCCCCACCUCCAUGGUUCUGAGAAACAGUUUUUUGUUGCUUCCUUUCUUGCAUCUUUUAUAAAAUGCUUGAAAAUCUUGCUUUUCUCUAGGAUAGACACACCAAGCUCCUUCAGUCCUUCCACAGAUGAUGUUUCUUUCAGGCUUCUUAUCGGCUGUUCUUCUCUUUGAAUUCUUUCCUCUCUGGUAUACUCUUUGAAUUACAGUGCCAAGAACUGUCUGCAGUUCUUCAUCAAAGAAUGAAACAAAUGUAAUCUGGAAUGUUUGUUUUUCUCUCAUUAAAUGCAGGAUGGCUGCUUGUAAUCAUCCUGUUUUUCUUUAGAGAUUUCAAAUUAAGCUGUAUCCUAACCAAUAUCAUUGUAAUUUGACCUUAAUUUUGUCCUUCAUUGCCCCAAUAUGAAAGAGUGCACCACAGAUUUUAACUUUCUUUUCUGUAUGAGCUUUACAUUUAGGGAAAAGUCUCUGUGCCCCACAUGCACCAACAUGUGUGAGGGACGUGGCUGCUUUCUGGGCCUUGCAUAUGAAUAGCAACAUUUUCUGUUACUCACAGGAGUGUUUGGAAGAAUCUGUCCAUUUGUUUCUCUUUGUUUCUAAACGAUGUUUGCUGCACCUGCGAUGAGGAAAGAGUGCAUUUGUUGAAAUAAUAUUGCAAUCCGAAAUUGUUUCCUCAAUUUUCUGUAAUAUCAGUAAUUUAAUUCUUGGCACUGGAUUAGAUUCCUCCCCACCAAGAUCUUUUAAGAAAAGUAGCAGGAAAAUUAAAUUAAAUGGAAGGAUGCCAAAAUAUACAAAGGCAGAUUUUGUUGAAUGUGACGUCUCCAAUUAGAGUAGGUUUGAGUGGUGACAAGUAUGCACUUAACACUUCUCAUUCUUCUUAUAAAGAAUCUAUUCUUAGAGUUGGGAUAAUUAGGAAAAUAAACUUGACCCUUCAAAUCUAGCAUUCCGCUUCCCAUUUGGCAUCCAGAACCAGAUAAGUCAUAAAAAAAAACAGAACACCCUUUCAACAUGCACUCAGCUGGUUGUCUAAUUCUUGCACUUUGCAUAGAAUAAAAGUAUUUCCUAUUCCCAGUUGUUAAUCACAAGGUGCAUUAAACUUGUAGGAUUAAUAGCCAUUGCUGUUUUUAUAGAUUGCGUCUAAUUUAAACAGUUUGUUUCUGUGUCCACAAGCAUCUAAUGUUUUUAUUGCCAAACUCCCACAGCGUUUCAUUAAAUAUCACCAAAAUUUUGCUUUGCCAGUAUUUUUUCUCUGAGGCAGUGAGUUUUGGAAGCACAUUCUAUGAAUGAGAACCAAGCACACAAGUGUGUGUGUGUGUGCGCGCGCGCACGCACGCACGGUGCUUGCUUAAAUUUUAGACUCUCUACCGCAACAGUGCCUCUCCAAAGCAUCGUCUGUGCACAGAAGGCCAUUCUGAGCUGAUAUGGAGAGUUUGUGAUGGGGCAGAGAAUCCUCAUAAGUAUGCAAGAAUCUUAAAGGUAUUAAAAGUAGGUGUCAUCUAGUGAUUUAUAGGUGGGACUACAUCAUUUUAUGAAAUAUAUGAAUAUUUUCUCAUUAUUAUUAUUAUUAUUAUUAUGUAAUCUAGACUUCUAUGAAUGGCAUAGAGUAGGACAAGCAAGCCCAGGUCCUCAUCCCCAAAUAUUCCCUUCUCCUAGCUUGUGCUGUGCUUUAUUGUCCUAUCAUGGUUGUUCAAAGGGGAAAGUACGGUGAGCGGUGGACAUGGCCCCUAAACUUCAUGUUGAUUACCCUGAAUGCAGAAUCUGCAAACUUUGUGCAUUAAUAUAGAAAAGGAAAAUUGGGGCUACAAUAUGAUUGCUGUGGCUUUUAUUUAGGAUCUGAGCAGCACCACGGCAGCUAAGCAGAGCCUCGAGAGGGAGAUCAGAGCCCUCCAAGAGAGACUGGCUGCAAGUCAAAGGGCUUGGGAAGUCUCACAGGAGGAAGUGAGCCACCUAAAGAAAGGUUGCCAUGAGAAAGAAGAGAACCUGAAAACAAGCAUGAAAGAGGUCAGGGCUGAAAAGCGUCUGCACGAUGCAUUUAAAGAGCAAAUCAUCACCCUGCUUGGGAGCAGCUGCAUUAUAGCCAGUCGAUCUGAGGAGGACAUUGUAGAAAAAAUUCGAGAAAUGAUCCGCAUGGAGGAGAGCAAAAAAACAGUAUGUGGAUGUCUAUUGUGAUUGCUUGAGAAGCUUGAUUUUCUGUAGCUUAUUUUCUGUGUGAAUUGGAACCUUGCACGUGUUGGCUGCCUUGUUCUGCAUAGACCCUUUGCAAAACAACAAGAAACAAACAAAUCUAAGCCUUUCAGCUUUGGAGUUUAAGCACCACAGCAUCUGCCUCAUCAUCCCGGAAAGUAAGCACGGGUACUUUGCAGACAAUCCCAGAGCCCCAUAUCAGAAGCAUGUCCAAUUAAAUCAAAGCUGAUCCAAUCCUUUCCCUGACCACAGGUCCACAGAGAAUGCAUUUUUUGGCAGUAGUGCUGCUGCCCUAAACAUUUCAAUUUGGCCAGCCUGAACAUAUUUGGCCAGCCUGGGUGUAUGGCGCAGAGCCUACUUUCCCUGACAAUAGAGAGCCUUCCUCUUUUCCAUUGCAGGGGAGAUGAUCUAAAUACAAACAAUCGAACUAGGGAGAGGCAGAGCUGCAAACAGGCACUCAUAGUAGUGGCAUGGAUGAAGGCUGCCUUCAAAAAUAGUAGUAGUAGAAUGAAGAAAAGUCCUCUGGUAGAAAACAAUCUACGCACAUAAAAUUAUGUCCUGUGGCCUUUCUGUUGCAGGAGAAUUUUGAUAUGUAAACUCAUGAUGAAAGUAUGUGCAUGCAUGAAUUACAGCAUUAGAUGUUCAGAGUUUUGCCAGAUCAUAAGGCUUUUGCAGAAUAUAUGAACCCUUUCAGAUUUUAAGUUGCAACAGCAUAUCCCACCACAAUACUCAAUCAUUUUCUUUUUUCAUCAUUAUCUUAUCUUUCUGUUUGGUCUCUUAAAUUCCCGUUCAUUACUGAUAAGAAUUGGUUCCAUAACUGUUGACAAAACUUCCAGAGCCCACUCUUGCCUGUCUUUGAAGACUUCAUGUGCGGCAUUUUAAAUGAAACAGGCAAAAUUUUAAGUCUGUCAGGUGAGUUAUUAGGAAUAAAAAUGAUCUGUUUCACUUUUUGGAGGCCUGUCCAUCUGUAUAUUGUGCAAGGCUGCUUUUCAUUGUUAAACUUUCGCUGAACUGGAACUCAGUGACUGAGCAGAACUGUGUAUAUUGAUGGUAUAAUUUCCUUUCAUUUCAAUUUAUUGCUAGUGGGAGAUCUCAGAGUGAAAUCACAAAUCAAGUAAUAACAGCAAUAUUGAAUUUUAUCAACUUUUGCUCCUCCUGUGACUUAUUUUUUUAAUUUAUUAUGGGUCUCCAUAUUAAUCUUUAUAGCUGUCACAGCAGAAUCCUACUCAGAAGUAAAUCCCAUUGACUUCAGCCUUGCACUGCAGUGUAUACCCACUUACUUGAGAGAAAGAGUCACUGAAAUUAAUGAAACUUACAUCUGAGUAGUAUAUCAUGUGGUGCAGCACCCAAAGUGAAUAUUUGCUUAUUGUAAGACUUUCAGACUGGUUUCCAGUUGAAAAUUCAUUGAGUUAAAAUAACAGUAUCAGCACCAGUUGUGACUAGUGUUUUAUUCAGUUAAUCCAGGAAACAACUUAGCUUCCAUGUUUUUGCACUAAGGGUGGAGAAGCUUUUCGACUCUUCAGGGGUGCUGUAUAUUGGGAUAUCUGUUGGACACUGCAUGUCCACAGUGGCCAGGAGUCAAAAAUUGGUGUCGUCCACAUCUACCGCACCCCUAAUACAUGCACACACAUCCAUCAAUUCAUUCUCUCUCUUUGUGUGUGGCUUGAAAACCACUUCUGUUGACACUGCAGAGGGAGGUGCAAGCUGUACGGGGAGGCCCUGCAGGCCACACCCCUGCUUUAUACUAACUGAAGUUUCUGAGUAGCCUUAUACAUUGUGUUAGACUUAGGUGGAGAUUACCAGUGCAUAGCUAUCUAUGACCAAGAAAAGCACCAGUGGCAAGUUGAUUGUGAAAAGCACCAGUGGGGAGUUCACUGAGGAAUCUGGCAAAUUAGCUGAAGCACCAAGGUGUCUUGAAGGUUGGCUGGCUUGAAUAGGCUGCUCCACCGCACCACUCUACCUCCACCUGCCAUCAUUUUGUGACUGGUGGACCUUAGUAUUUUCAACUGUCUCAAGUGGGUCCUGGGGCUAGAAAGUUUGAGAACCCCUUAUAUUUUAAAUUGGAAAAUGAGCAGGUGAAUGAACCCCUGGAGGCAGGAGCGAUGAUGGUUGGAGUAGAGCAUGUUACUCUUGCAAUGGUGGUGCUAUUCCUACUCCAUGUCUUAGAGGCUGCUGGUGAGGUGGGGAUAACUCUCCAUGUAGUAAUAGCUUAUAAAUGUUACCCUUGAGUGGAAAGAUCUUUUAGAAUUUCAGUGAUAUCCUCAUGGCAAGAAUAGCUUUGAUAAAAGAGAUAAAACUUUGGGACUUGUGGUAGCAGGUGGCUGGGAAGUUAGAGCACCCUUUUUUGGGGGAAUGGAGAUGGGGUUGUUGGGUUUGGUUUUCCAGAAGGAUUCUGAGCCCAUGGCUCAUGAAUGCUGUACAAGUGGGCUUGGCAGAAACAUUUGGGGCUACCACAGAAAGUAGGGUGCAUACUUGUCCAUAUAGAAAUGGCCACUCUCAGUGAAAGCAAAGAUGGAAAAGUACUGAGUGGAUUUGCUGAAGAAAAGUUAGCCUUAGACAAGCACAUAGUACAGAUUUGUCCUGCUUACAUGGCCCCAGAAUGAUGUCUGUCAAUAAGGAAGAGUGCACUUCAGCCUCUGGAGAGUUCCUAUUUGAAGGUCAGGAACUGAGAUAACAGUGUCAGAAAAGACUUGAGCAUACUCCAAACUUGUUUUUCCAAGGGAAGUGCUAUCAGGUUUUUUUGGCUGGAGUGCAGAUACACUUAUACUUGAUCGAUCAUCUUCUGGCCUCUUCAAAAAAAAGAAAAAAGAAAAAAGAGUGUAAAAUCAAAUCUAGCGUGUAGUGUUUAGGUGCAAGGCUCAAACAAUAUAUAUUUUUAAACCCACAGAAAUUCUAGGGUUUGCUGUUAAAUAUGUUAUCUAAUAUUUUUGCCUAUAUUCCAACAAUUCAUUGAGAUAGGCGAGGUGGUAGAAGUGAGGCUUUGAGGCCCACAUUUUAAAAUAGCUAGUGUAGGACGGUGGUAAAGUCAUCUAGCGUGUGGAAGCUUUGGAAACUAUGUGGUUCUAUAUUUUUGAGAAGGUUAAAAUGAUAUAAUAAUCUUCUUGUGGUAUCUCAUAAUGCCUGCACCCUGGGCGGGUUGUCUUAUUGUGCUGGAAGUAGAGAACAAAUAACACCCCACUGCUGCUGUCACUUUGUUUAGAUGAGCCUCAAAGCUUCAAUUCUUUCAUCAUUCCUCACCAAAAAAAUUCAAUAACCAAAUCCAUUUUGCUACAUUAGGCUACAGUCAGAGAGCCAAUGGGAAGCUGCAAGGAUGUCACCCUGCCUGAUCUCCAGCCUUCACUAAGUCUCACAGGAAGCUGGCAUAUGAUUUUUUUCCCUACUGUCCUGUUGACCAAAGCUAAAAAGUUACAGCAUUAAUUUUUAAUUGCUUUAACUAAAUUUGCUACAAGACUUUUGUCAUUUACUUUGUGCCCUUGUUUAGACUGUUAUUUGAAGGAGAUUCCUCCAUUGCCCUAUCUCUUUACAUAAUGGCCCUAAGGGGGGGGGGGGAACGACCCACAUUCCCUGGUUGGGUGGUGGAUUGCCAGGUUUUUCCAUCUUUCCAUUAGGAACAGCUGGCUUGGUUUGUGCCUUAUUAUUGCUUGACUUGAUGUUUUCAACUGUGCGGCUCACUUGUUUGCAUCUCUUUGUUGCUGUUUGCGUUUCAUAGCAUUUAUAUACAACCUUUACCCUGUGUGCCUCAGUCUCGGGUAACACAACUCGUUUGUAUUUGAAAUGUUGCAAUCUUUAAGUGCUGAAGCGGGCAGUGGAAAAGUUGUGCGCAUAAAUGCUUGCAAAAUCAGGCCAGCUUGCAAACACGAGGUUUACAUCUGCUAAUCAGGAACACAAUUUAACAAUAUUUUGAGAAUGGAGCUAAAACUGUACAAAUAAAUACCUAAGCCACUACAGAGAAGUACAAUUAAAUUUAAACCAUCCUAUUAAUGUGGUGAGUGGAAUCUAAUACUCUUAAUUAUAAGAGUCUAAUGGAAGAUUUGUAAAGUUAACAGUUAAAACACAUUUUAAUCAUUUAUACGGGCUUGCAUAAUAGGGUUUAGUCUGCUUUUUUGGCUUUGGCUACCCUGGUUUUAGGUUUUUUGUUUUAAGUCGGCGCAAAAUGCAUGUCUUAAAAGCAUUCCUGUUUUAAUGUCAAAUAUGUUUUAAAAAUAUAUUAAGUAGUUCAUUCCAAAAGUUAAUCUAUUGCUUGCCUCGUGCCUCAGCUGCUUUUAAGUUAUACAAUUUAAUAGACCACACCCUUGUUGCUGGGUAUUUCGCCAGAGCAUGGUCUUACUGGCUUCUCACACUAUGGCCUGUCAUAUUUUAUUGGUAUGUGGUCUACUGGCCCAGGUCUGCCUGCCAAUGAUGGAAUGGGAUUUUGUUGUCAGACCAGCCUUUGUUUAUUUUCUCUGGCUAUCUGUCCAAUUUGAAACCUAGUUCAUUGUCCAGCUUGCCUGCCACAAACUGUGGUCCAAAGCUUAUUAGUCUUCUAUCUGUCUCUCAUCCCCCGCCCCACCCAGCCUUUUGUUUCUGAGAAGGACUUCUGAUUUGGAGAAGUCCAUGUAGACAGAUCCCCAUUAGUUAAGUUUUGUACAUUCUUGGCACACUGAAUCAGCCUGGCACAAUCUAUAACAGGCUUCCUCAAACUCGGCCCUCCAGAUGUUUUGAGACUACAAUUCCCAUCAUCCCUGACCACUGGGGCUGCUAGCUAGGGAUCAUGGGAGUUGUAGGCCAAAAACAUCUGGAGGGCCAAGUCUGAGGAAGCCUGAUCUAUAAGCCUCACAUGAACUGCAAAUUCCAGUGAUGGUUCAGUGAUGGUUGAUUGGUAAUAUAAGAUGUCAUCUACCUGUAUUACAAUCAAGUAAUCAAAUACAUAAUUAAAAGCUGGUUGGCAAACAAUCUCAGGCUUGAAAUAGCUAUUUGUUAUUUAUUCAAAUACAGUGUUAAAAUGCUAGUUGUCAUAUGCUUAUUUGUUGUGUAAUCUAUUUCUGAAAGUUUGGCAAUGCCUCUCUUGCACCACAGUUUAGUUUCAAGCUCAGCCUCUGACUUUAGUUUGCUUUCUCCUCCCGUCCCCCUUAGAUGGUAUCCCAGCUUGAAAGCCAAAUAGCUAAACUGACUGAGGCACUGGAGACUCAGGCUGUAUCACACCAGGAAGUUUUGCAGAGGACCAGAAAAGCAGAAAACAAAUCUGAGACACUUCACGAUCAAUUGAUGUGUCUGGAAGCGGAGCUGGUAUCUGGGGACGUGAUACGAGAUGCUUUGAAGCUCGAGAAACAAAAAGUAAUAGCUUCUAUUCAUAGUAUGUGCACAAGGGUAGCUAGAGAGAGAGAGCCCCAAAUGCAACAGAAUUCAUGUUCCAAUAUGCUGGUUCGAUCAUAUUAUUAUAAACAUCUUCUGAUGAAUGAGUAAGUUCUGAUGAAUGAGUAAGCUUGACCAUUUCCAGUCAUCAGAAUAACUCAUGUAACUGACCACUGCUGCUCAAGGUUCUUCGACUGUAUUAUAUUGUACUUGCAGAGUACUGCCAGGAACCCCAAAGGAUAACUUUUACAUUUGCCCAGAGAAAAAGGAGUUAGUUUUGAGUUUCAAAGCUAGCUGAGAAAAGUGGCUGAGGUUUCAUGGGGUGCUUGGGAGUUUAGAUUAGCACUGCUUGCUGCCUGACUGUUUCCGUACCUACAGCCUGCAAUAUCCUAGUAAUGUAAAAGUUGAGUUGGGCCUCUAAAUUAGGGAUGGGGAACCUGUGGUCCUCCAGAUGUUGCUGGACCACAACGUUCACCAUCCCUCACCGCUGGUGAUGCUGGCUGUGGAGCAUCUGGAGAGGUUCCCCAUCCCUACUCUAAAGGAAACUGACUAUGUAAAGCUGUCUAGGAACUGCCCAGAAGUUGGGAAACGGGAAAAUUAAACAGUAUAUUUAAUAUGAGAUUGAAGAGUUACUGACAAACUACCUAAGCUAAUUUUAGGAGCAAAGCUUGAAAAGAAAUCCAGUGCAUUUCUUAGGAUCUGCAAGAGGAUGCAGUUUCCCAUCUUGGUUAAUUUGGCUCCAGAGAUGUAGUCAUAGUAGUCUGUUACAGCAAAUACACAAAAGAGCUUUGUAGCACCUUAAAAGACUUACAUUUAUUUGGAGGGGGGUUGCUUUUGGUACACACCAAUGGCCUGCAUUAUUCUGAACAGCCCUUGUUGUUUGCUUUCUGAUUUGAACAUUAAAAAUGUGCUAUAUACAUGAUUGGUGUGAUAGCAUAAAUGGGAACAACGGAAAAAUAAAUUCAACUAUGUAUCCCUGCAAGCUGUUCUUUGUUUCUUUUUCUUUUUCUUUGCAAAACUGAUCUUUCCUGCACAUAUUGCCUCUUAGCUAAUUUGCUUUAUAGGUCAUGUUAUGCAGGCUCCUUCCAGCUAACCUUGGCCCCAGUUUCAAAACCACCUACUGUGAGAAACACAUAUUUAGGACAUGUUGCUUUUUAAAUGACUUUCCUGGGGUUGAGAGAGAACUGUCUGCAGGAGGUCAUUUUCUCAUAUGAAUCAGGGGAGUGACAGCUUGGUCAAAAUCCAACAUUUUUUCCCACCUGCUAGAUGAUUCUGUGACUGUGGCUCUGGGAGGGAAUGGGUCAUUCAACUGGAUGUUUGCUGAAGUAAUAUGACCCUAGUGGCUGAGUGUUUGGGGGAAGGCAUGCUGAUAAAAAUCAAUAUGGAAUUCAGGGGAAGUUACUGCUAGAUCAUCCAGUACACUUAUUAAAGAAAAGUGGCUAUGUUUAUGUGACUGCUAACUAGCUUAAAAUGCCAAUUAUGGCAAGUCCAAUGAAACGUAAGAAACAUUAUUGAACCUACCCUGUGGUGUGAAGAUGGCAAAGAAGCAGUUUUUCUCCACCACCAUUGCAUGUCCACGAUGUCAUCCAGCAUAGCCUUCCUGAGUGGUUCAGGGCCUUUUGCCGCCUGGCCCAGUGGGAAGAUAUGGAAGAACUGUAGCUCAGUGGUACGACAUCUGCUUUGCAUGCAGAAGGUCCCUGGUUCAAUGCCGAACAUCUCCAAAUAGGACUGGGAACAUCCCCCAGGUGAAACCCUGGAGAACUGCUGCCAGCUCAGAACUGCUGAGCUAGAUGGACCAAUAAUCUGUCUUGAUAUAAAGUCUUCCUAUACCCAAGCAGACCCUGUUUUGUGCACACAAACCCUGCCUGAAUUCCACCAGUUAUGCAUAGAAAUAAUUACAUUAUCAAAGUACCUACUAGGGAAAAAGAAAGCACUUUUCCUUUUUGAAUGUAUUUUUGUUGCCUCUUUUCAUUUAUUUCUGCAUUUCUUCCCAUUCUCUGAAGUAUCUUAAAUUCCUGGAUCAACUUUCUGAAAAGAUGAAUCUUGACAGAAUGGCAGCGGAUAUUGGAUUUGAUAUGAGGUUGGAUGCAGUAUUGGCUCGUGCAGACCAAUUGAUCAAACUGGAAGGAGACACGUUAACUGAGAAUAAGAUCAUGGCUCGCAAUCUACAAAGAAAGGUAGGAAAAGUGGAGCAAGAUUUGAGAAUACCACCUUUCAAAACAUAAUAAAGUGCAGCGCCUGAUUAUUUAGACCUGCGUGGGGUAGUCACUCUAGCAGUUAGUGUCAGAUCAGUAUCAGAGAGAUUUGUUGUGAGUAUAAAAAUGGGGGAGAGUGACAACCAUGUAUGCUGCCUUGAGCUUUUUGGCAAAAUCCUCCCCAUCACUUUUGACAGACCUUUGAGCAGAAGCAAAAGACAGAAAUUUGGGAUAGGAGGUUACAGUUCUUAGAGAUUCUGGGUAGUGGGAACAUCAUUACUAGGACCAUGUAUGACAAAAAAUAUGGUUUCCUCUAUGAGUAGUCUAUGGGGUCAGUCAUCUCUUUUGUAGUGUCCAGGUAAGAAUUCUUCAUCACUACACAGUGUCAUUCCCAAUUGCUUUAGUGGCCCCAUUUCUCAACUAUACAACAGCCAUUCUGUUGAGUGAUUUGCUGCCUAAAUGCAGCUUAGUUUUAAAAGCAAUCUCCGCCCCCCGAGAAGAACAGAAAGACGCAAACCCUCAGAAAACAUCCUAAAACAGUAACACAUUCCACUCAGUCACCCAAAUCUCCACUGCCCCCAAGUCUGUGUUCACCUCCUGAUCUGCCCUUCAAAGAUCCCACUAACAUUUGCAAAAAAUGUUAGCAUUCAUGUUUUCUACAGGUGGCAAAUAAAUAAAUAUUCACCAUUACAUUUCACGGUGAAGUGUGAUUUUGUGGUGUGUGUAUGUGUGUUCACUGCUUUUUAACUUUUCAAUGUAGUUGAGAACUCAGAAAGAGCAGCUUGACAGCAAAGAGCUACACAUGAAACUUUUGCGCCAGAAGAUAGCACAGCUAGAAGAAGAGAAGCAAGUGCGCACAGCCCUGGCUGUGGAAAGAGAUGAUGCCAACCUGAUGGUCAGAAAGCUACAAAAAAAGGUGGACAGAUUACAGAAUGAACUUGCCUUAGCAAGAGAAACAAAUACAGACCUGAAAGCUAAACUGGCUGACACCAACGAACUGAAGGUGGGGGAAUAUGAUACCUAUCUCUUUUAAGCCAUGCCCAAAAGUUGUACAAAUGCCAGUGGAUAGUUUAAAUUUUACAUAUGUGUAUCCAAAGCUGUCCAGCUUAUGCUGAGUACUUGGCAAAAUAGAGCAAUUUAGAAAUGCUGAGAAAUUUGUGUUCUUCAGAAUCUGGGACUUCUGCUUAAUGUCUUAGUAGCUAAUAACACAAGCCUAUGCAAGUCUACUCAGCACCACUUGUUUCCGGGUAAAUGUAGGCAAGGGCCUUGGCGGUAGAGCACACACCCUGUGUAACAAUUCCCCGGAUUAAUUGGUGGCUUCUCCUCCUCUCCGCAUCUGAUUACUAAUAAAUAAAUAUUUUAGCUACUUUUUAUCAUAUUAAAAUGUUCUCCCUGUGCUGCUCUUCCAGCUGCUACCAUUCUGAUGGCAGAAUAAUUAGCCCCCCUUUUUUUUACAACUCCAAAGCAUUCAUUUUCAGCCCCACGUUAAGGGGAGUGGAGUUUAACUUUCCCUUCGCACUAUUUUCUAAUCGAACCACCCCCACCCAGCCAAAGCUGCAAUUUAUUCCGGGGUGGGGUGGGGAGAUAUACAAUGUCUUAUUCAACAAGGCAAAUAGCUAUUUGGGGUAGCAGGAUUUAGAUCAAUAAAACAGCAUGAGGGCAUGCAAAAGGUUAUCCAGACCAUCCUCUGCACCCCAGCAAUCAAAACUGGCUGCUUUUACAUAAAAAAUGUAAACCUCAAGAGAUCUCAGCAGGGAUCUCUCACAUCUUAUGUAGUUUAGCUUUAUACCUCCUUGCGCUAGAUAGCCUACUGUUUACACCCCUCCUGAGGCAACUCUGGAUUUUUUUCACAGAUCAGGACACUGGAGCAGGACAGAACCAUAGAAGAUCUAAGCAAGUCCCAAGAGAAACUGGAAAAGAUGAAGGCAAAGGCUGAGAAGCAGCUGACCUCUGUCAAAUCAGAGUUGCAUGAUGUAGAGCGUGAAGCAAAGGAAGAUAAAGAGAAGGCCAAAAGCAGACUGGAAUCUGUUACCAGUGAACUGGGAACACUUAAAUCUACUCUACAGGCAGUGAUGAAAAGAGAGAAACAGGUAUGUAACAAUAUGACUGACAAGCAGCUCUUGGCAUUUAGAAACUUAGUAUCUGAAGCAAUUUCGGGUGUGUACUUUAAAUGUCAUAUUCCUUUUUGUUGGUGUGAGUUUAAAAAAUACUAUUUAGUUUGCAAAAAGUUAAACUCCAUAAGUGAAAGAAAACUUCUUUUUUUACUAGUGUAUUAUUUAUGCUAUUUCAAGGUUGUUGUUAUUGUUUAGUUGUUUAGUCGUGUCCGACUCUUCGUGACCCCAUGAACCAGAGCACACCAGGCACUCCUGUCUUCCACUGCCUCCCGCCGUUUGGUCAAACUCAUGUUCGUAGCUUCGAGAACACUGUCCAACCAUCUCGUCCUCUGUCAUCCCCUUCUCCUUGUGCCCUCCAUCUUUCCCAACAUCAGGGUCUUUUCCAGGGAGUCUUCUCUUCUCAUGAGGUGGCCAAAGUAUUGGAGCCUCAGCUUCAGGAUCUGUCCUUCCAGUGAGCACUCAGGGCUGAUCUCCUGAAGUAUGGAUAGGUUUGAUCUUCUUGCAGUCCAUGGGACUCUCAAGAGUCUCCUCCAGCACCAUAAUUCAAAAGCAUCAAUUCUUCAGUGAUCAGCCUUUUUUAAGGUCCAGCUCUCCCUUCAAUACAUCACUACAUUUCAAGGUAAAGGUAAAGGGACCCCUGACCAGUUCAAGUCCAUUAAGGUAGCCAGUGCCAAAAAGAAUUUGCCAGUCCAACUCUUUUUGCCCUAUCUCUCACACUCAAAAGCACCCUGAGCUGUGUAGAUCACAAAUUUGUGGGCUGGAUGCUGUAUAAUAUGCCUUAAAGGCUUCUGUAUAUAAAAUACAUAAUUGGCACCCUACUUCCAAACUUCAUUGAGUCAGUAUAUUGGUAAUUAUACUGAGGGCACUGGCUACAAAUAUAAAAGCACUGACUACUCUUUAGGGGUUUACGUGUAAAAAGGGUUUUUCAUUAGACCUCUCAGGGGACUAGUUGGCAAUCAGGCAUCAUAGUGAGCAGUGUAUUGGCUGUGUUGGUUCCAUGUGAAAAAAAUGAGCAUUCACUUCUUCCUGUUCUUCAGCCAGAGCUGUUUAUUUCCCAACUAAUGUUGCGCUCCACAAUCUAGGUCUAGAAUAGAUUCUUUCAUUCCACCUCAAAUGGUCACAGAGUAGAUGUAAGCACCUCACCUUUCUUCCCUCCAAGCUGUCCAGAGCUUGUUGGACUACAGCUCCCUUCAGUCCUGACCAUUGGCCAUGCUGGGUGGGGCUGAUGGGGGUUGGAGUCCAAUGACAAUUGAAGGGAUUACAAGGUAGCCUCUUCUGCUUUGAAAAUUCUAGCUUUGAAGAAGCCUCUUCCCAGGGCCCACAAAAUAUUGGACAGACCUUCCUUACACCUUCAUAGCCAGAGUGGCUUCUGAAUUUUAUACGAAAGCUUUGAGAUUAAACUGCCCACACAGUAUAGCACAGCACUCAUAGAAUAGAAGUGGUUGCCCUUUUCCAUGAAUAAAAGUAGUUGAUUUAUAGAAAGCACUUCAUUUGAUAAUAGCACUGCUCUUGGGCAGAUUUCUGACAGCUUGUCUUUAUUCUCAAAACAAGGAUAAUGCAAUCUGUUGCAUCAAAUGCCACCUAUUCUAAUAACACCAGAUUAAAGAGCACAAACAAUUGUAAGCAUUUGGAAAAAGACCUUUUUGGACACAAUGAACCACAAAGAUCUGAAUAUAUUUUGACAUUGAUUCAAGUCAUGCAAUGAAGUGUAUAAUAUUUAAUGUGUGGUUGCAGUAUAAAAUAAACAGAACUUCAGAUUCUUCCUCAACUGCUUUGACUAAAAGUUAUUGAAUUUUCAAGUUGGAUAUUUUGCAGAAGACAAUCGCUUCCAGCUUUUUUCCUGGAACUGAGCAGGAAAGGAAACCUAAGCUGAAUAUUUAUCCAUCCAUCUAUCUUUCUGACUACUCAAUACUUUUCAUGGAGGUGGUAAACCCUGAAGCUGGGUUUUAUCAUUUCAGAUAAAAUCCAAGGACUCAUAUGACUGACUGUUCUUUCAUACACACACAAAAAAAAAAAACUUUCUGCACAGAGAGCUAGAGGUCAAGGAUCUAGCCUUAUUGAGUCAUGCUAGAUUUCCACAUGCAUUUUUUUUUCCUGUGGAGAUGUGCAUUUCUGCUGAGGUGAGCUCACCCACACUGGACAUCUUCAGGCAGAGGCUAGAUAGUCACCUGUUGGGUAUACUCUAGUUCUGGGUUUCCUGCAUCAUUUAGGCACUUAGACUAGAUGGGUUUUACAAGUCCCUCUCCAACUUUGUAUUGUUUUAUGUGAGUACCUACAUGCAUGAAGUGGCAUAGACCAAGCCCAUAAAUUCAACAUGUACAGUGGUACCUUGGGUUACAUUCGCUUCAGGUUACAGACUCCGCUAACCCAGAAAUAGUACCUCGGGUUAAGAACUUUGCUUCAGGAUGAGAACAGAAAUCUCGCAGCGGCAGCAGCGGGAGGCCCCAUUACCUAAAGUGGUACCUCAGGUUAAGAACAGUUUCAGGUUAAGAACGGACCUCCAGAAUGCAUUAAGUUCUUAACCAGAGGUACCACUGUAUGUGAAAGUCAGGUCAAUAAUGCCUCAUUAUAAUUUAUUUUAAUUUAUAAUCUUUAUUCAGUAUUAUGUAACAAAGAAAGAGAGCCACUGCAUCACACCCAACAGACAGAUAUGCAUAUACACCACCCAUCCACACACACGCAUGUCCCAUCCACAGAGAGAGAGAGAUAAUGAGAAACAGCAAAGGGAGGGCGAGGUUGGAAAGUCAAGGGCCAUUGCUGUAGCCUCCAAGUCUGGCAAACCACCUUGGACGGUGAUACUCAAGUACAUUGCUAAACGCCAUUGGCUCUGACUCCACCCAGUUCUGGCUUUGAUUUCACUCACCAUCCGCAUGAAGCAUCUUCCAAUAAAUACUCUCACCCAAGGGAGUACGACCAUCAACAGAGAAAAGAUUCCCCAUCCUUGCAAAGAGUCCCUGCCAAAUUCUAACACCCCACUUUGGUGUGUUUUUUAAAGGACAUGUAAAGCUUUUUAGUGACAUUGGGUUCAUUUCUUGGUGUGAUUUUAUACUAGAAAGGCAAUUAUUUUCUGUUUCAUAGUUUGCAUUCUAUGCAUUUUAUAAAUUAUUGUAAGCUCUCUUUUUUAUGAUGAUAAUCAUUGUUUUCAUUAAAAUUUCUAUGGCUACCCAUCUAUAAAAUUCUCUGCAAAAGUAAGCAUUAUACAACAUUAGAAAUGCAAAAAAUAAUAACUAAAACAACCCCCCCAACAAAAAUAGCAAUAUAAAACCUUUCUCCUAGCACAGACAGAACAAAACAAUUUGGAACUCAGCAUAAAGCCACAGGAAGAGAACAACUUCUUUGUAGUAGCACCCUUGUUGCAGAGAUAUUGUAUGUUCCUAGGAUAGAAUCAUAGAAUUAUGCAGCUGGUUAUUCCUGCCUAAGUGCAGAAGCUUAUAUUUGUCCCUGUUAAAAUUGGUUUUGAUAGUUUUGGCCCAGUUCUCCAAUUUGUUAAGGUCAUCUUGAAUCCCAGUUCUGUCUUCUGCAACUUUAGUUACCUUUCCAGCUUGGUGUCAUGUGUAAAUUUGAUGAACCUCUGCUCAAUUCCUUCACCCAAGGCAUUUAUAAAGACUUUGAACAACAAGGGGCCUAGGAUAGAACCCUGUGGCACUUUCUAGGAUAUACUGUGAUGACAAGUGCUGGAGAUGUAAUGGUCAAUGUGCAAAAUGUACACACACACACACACACACACUGUCCAGUAAUUCAGACAUGUUGGUUUACCAUUCAAAAUUAUUAUUUUAGAAAAGAAUGGAUAUUUGUUAUUAAAUUACUCAAAAAUAUUGUUACUGAAUUAUCUACAAGAUACAGUCCCAGAGUUAGCCCUGGAAAUAGGUUUAAAUCUUUUUUUAAAUGCCCAAAGACAAAGUGUGGAAAGCAUCAUCAUUUUUAGCUUGGCUUGAGAGGAUUUGGAACAUAAUAAUAGUAAUCAAUUUUACAUGUUAUAUAAGAAAAAAAAGCCAACAAACAACUAAAUUUAUAGAACUUUGUCCAGCACAUACCUAUUACGUUUUGCAAUGAUAAGGCUGAGGACAAUAUAUAAUCCAUAGAAUUUAUUUACAUUCUUAUAAUUUUGUAAUAUGAUCUUGGUUAUAUUCAUUUACGUUCAUUUACAUUUUCGUUAUGAAAUGUGUUAUUUUUUGUUAGGAUUAAUAUUGAAAACAAAAGCCUUUUCAGACAAACAAAGCAAUAGCAAUAGCAAUAAAACAGCAGCAUAAAACAUCCAAACUUAAAUUGGUAUAAAACCCCAAGCAUCUUAAAAGGGCAGCAAACAAGCAAAGCCAUCUUCCUCUGGCCCCAAAAUAACAGCAGACACCAGGAACACUCCCUGCAUUCCUUGGCAGGGUGCCUUACCCCAAAGGCUCUCUGCCUUCCCACCACCCACCUUAGCAUAAAUGGCGUGAGAAUUGAAGAAGAUCUUUAGAUGCUUAUGGCAUGGACAGAUUGGUAUGGGAGGAGGAGACAUGAGAUAUAAUUUAAUCUCUCCCCCCCCCUUUUGUUUUUACAGCUGGCGGACUUCAGAGAAGUUGUCUCCCGAAUGCUGGGUCUCAAUAUUGCCACUAUUGCUCUUCCCGACUAUGAAAUAAUUACUCGUCUAGAGGGGCUGAUCCAUUCCCAUCCACAUCACUUUGUUCCCUGUGUCUGCUUCAAAGAUAUGUCGGUGAGGCAAGAUGGAGCAUUGCAGCUGCUCCACUGA